Leptidea sinapis is the source of this 7311-nucleotide messenger RNA. Its product is annotated as protein GPR107. The transcript is spliced from 12 exons. Gene Ontology annotation, cellular component: Golgi apparatus; membrane. NCBI's taxonomy places the organism in Eukaryota, Metazoa, Arthropoda, Insecta, Lepidoptera, Pieridae. The record is from RefSeq and is a predicted model, not a curated record. Gene Ontology annotation, biological process: transport. The coding region runs from base 232 to 1839 and encodes 535 amino acids.
AAUAUGGGAUAUUGUAGUCUUGUAGAUUAUUAGAUUUAUUUUUAAAAGUUAUAUUUCACUCAUCACUGGUUGUGAUUGUAUUUACCAUUAAAGAUAGGUUCAAUUAGAAUACUAUUUAGUGUUACAUGAAUAUUUAAUUUAAUCUUAAAAUAAACCUUACAAUUUUAGUUGAAAAUCUUUGAGUGAUUAGUAUUGCAGUUUCAAUUCGAAAGAAAGUUUAUAUUAUGAAAUAUGACUACUGCUCUAAUGAAGUAUAUUAUUUCCUUGCUUUUCCUCUUAGUAGUAUCUGUAUCAUCAAGAAUACACAAGCUGCCUCUGACGGAUGAUGAGCGUCAUUAUGUUGAUUUGACCACCUUUGGGUUCUUUCAAGGAGGAAUAUUAGAUGUCCACAUGAUAAAUUUUAAAUUGCCUUCUGGUCCUGUUCUAGGAAAGUAUGGGUUUACACUGGACCGGACCGUCAAUGAUGCCAUUAAUCCAUAUCUGGAAGUGCAUUCUGACAUCUGUAUCCUUAAAGGAGUGGAGAAAAGCAGUACCCUUCUGUCUCCACACCACCCUGCUAUUGUUUUUCUACAUUUAGACUUCACAAAUAUGAGAUUAAACAUUACCUGUGAAGGUGAAGUAACAGCAUUACAUCUGUAUCAAAAUAGAUCUAUGAUUCCUAUGGAUAGAAGCAAAGGACAGUCACAAUAUAUGUUUUUGAAUAGGCAAAGAAGGGCUUUUUCAAUUGAUACUACCGGAAAAACACCUGCGCCACAGUGUUCAUAUGCAGUACUACCCAUAACAAAGGAGACAAGGAAUGGCUUUGACUACUAUAAUACUAGUUUCGCAAUGUAUGUAGCUUCUGAUAAGGAGGAAGGAUUAUAUAAUUUAUAUUUCCACAACUGUCCAUUUGAAGGAGGACCACCAGUACCUAUCAAUACUGUUAUCGAAAUAUAUGAGAGCAAUGAUGGAAGUUUUCUUUCGGCUGGUGAGAUGCCUCUACCAGCAUUAUAUAGUAUGAUGUCCUUAAUAUUCCUUCUCAGUGCCGGGUUCUGGACAUUCAUAUUGAAAACAAGUCGACACAAAGUAUAUAGAAUCCAUAUAAUUAUGUGUGUUCUUGUGUAUUUGAAAGCCAUGUCAUUAGCGUUUCAUGGAAUUAAUUACCACUUCAUACAAACAAGAGGAGAGCAUGUUACAGCGUGGGCAAUAUUGUAUUAUAUAACACAUUUGUUAAAAGGAGCCGUUUUGUUUGUUACCAUCGUUCUGGUAGGGACGGGAUGGAACUUUAUAAAGCAUAUUCUGGCCGACCGCGAUAAGAAGAUAUUUAUGAUUGUGAUACCAUUGCAGGUUGUAGCGAAUGUUGCCGAGAUUAUAAUAGCGGAGAGCGAAGAAGGUGCCGUCGAACAUAAUACUUGGAGGAUACUUUUUAUAUUUGUCGAUAUGAUUUGUUGCGGUGCUAUUAUGUUCCCAGUUGUUUGGUCUAUCCACCAUUUGGAGGACUCGUCAACGACUGACGGCAAAGCUGCCGUUAAUUUGCGUAAAUUGAAAUUAUUCCGGCAUUUUUAUGUGAUGAUACUGUGCUAUAUUUACUUCACGAGAAUCAUUGUCACUAUUCUUGAGAACACGGUGCCGUUCCAGUAUUCUUGGAUCGAUGAGAUGUUCAGAGAGAUGGCAACAUUUGUUUUCUUCGUAAUGACAGGCUACAAGUUCAGGCCUGCCUCUGCCAAUCCUUACUUCACGCCUGCUUACGAUGAUGUAGAGCCUAAAGUGAUUUCGGAUAUUGGAGUGCUCGAAGGUGUGACGAAUCGGGAAAGAAAACGUGAAGAUAUGCAGCCACUGAUGCAAGAUAACUCUGAUUAAUUUCAUUAAUGUAUUUAACAAUAGACAGCUGAACAGAACUUACUUGUUGUUGAGUCACACUUCUGAAUUAAUUUUUUUCUUUGAAUAUAGUUUUUUAUAUUGAUUAGCGGAUAAGAUAUAAUCUUUCUGGGAACCGUAUGGGACUUAGAAAUUUUUGGAAAGAACCAUUCCUAUGAUUGAGUUAGAAGGUAUAGCAAACUUAACUUGUUUUAACAAUAUGAAUUGAAAUAAGACGAUGGUUAUUUAAAUAUUACUUACACCACAAGUGCUCAAUGCAACAUAAAUGUUAGGAGGCUCCUAAUUGUUGUUUUUUCUUGUUAUUUACUUUAUUUAAAAUAAAACUAUUUAGAAUGUUCCAAGCAAUAUAAUUAAAUCACUAAUAAGUUUGUAAUAAAUUACACAAACUUUAAUAAAGGGCCAGCCACAAAUUACAUCACACCUUAAGGGGUAGGGAGUGGGUCGAUGAAGUGUGACGUUUUGUGACAAGGGGCGGGGACUAGUCCCAAAUUUUGUGACAUCAGUACUACAACAUUUUUAAACUUGGAAAUAUAAUUAAUUUUUACGUUUUGUUUAUUUUCAUGCCUCUGUUUGAUUUAAUAUUGAUUUUAUUAAAAAAUAAUUUAAAAACAAUUUCGGAACACGACUGUUUUAAUUACACAAAUUUCUAAAUGUAAAAUUGCGAGAUAUGUGACAUCAAACUAGGUAGGGGGUCUCACAAAUGUGACAACGUGUGACAAGGUUGGAGGAAGGUUCAAAAACUAUGAAAUUAGUGUGACGUAAUUUACGGAUGGCCUCUUAAAGUAUUAAAGUAAUAUAGACAUGACGUAUUUGCAUUCCUCUUAAUGUCGGUUUUAAAAGUAAAAUUUAAAUUAUAUUAUGCUCAUAAAUGUGAUGGUAACCUCUUUUGAUAUGACUUAGAAGUAAUUGAAAUCUCAUAAUAUGACAAAGAAACUUUAUACGAGACGGUGAUAUACUGAUUAACAUCGUAAUGUAAAAGUACGAUAACAUUAUGUAAUAUAUAUAACUCAAAAAAUUUAAUAGUAUAUAAAGAAUUCGAAUUUCGCUUUUAACGCCGAUUGCAUGUAUUUCAAUUUAUAUAACAUAGAUCUCAUAUCAUUAUAAAUAGAUGGUUUUAUAAUAAACCGAAUUUAGAAAAAUAAGGUUUUAAACCUCGUGUAAUAAAGGUUCAAUUUGAAACAUGUAAUAUUUCUUAUUAAAAUUUAAAUAUGCAAAUUAUAUAGUAGUAGUAUUUUUUUUAUCUAAAUACUGUGUUCAAUUUCAAUUUGUUCAAUUUAAAAUGUUGUCUUUAUUAUAUAAUAUUAAAUAUUUGUCACUUUUAGAUUGCUAAUCAGCUAUAAUUCCUCAUUUUCUUCCUUUCAAGUUAUAUACGAGUCUAUUGAAUAGGAAUAUCUGUAAAUCGUCAUAGAAAUUAUAUAAAGAGAUAUAAAAGAUGAGUUAAGUUAAGACAAGUUAAUCUUUAUACUAUUAUGUAUAUCAUUACAUAUAUAAACAUUAUUUAAUAAUCACUGUAAUUCAUAAUUAUGACCAUUACAAUAUACAUAUAUACAAUUGUUUAAUCUCUAUUGCCAAACAUGUAAACUCGCGAAUGUAACUCGAGAUCUAAAAUGUUAUCAAAGAAAUAUCACUGUAAAAAUGACAAUUCAGGGGAUAUCAACAUUUUUCUUGGUUUAGUUUAAGUAAAAAGAAAUAUUCAUAAUAAAAAUAAUGGAUUUUGUUUUUUAUUAACAAAUGUCUUUAUUUGAUAAAUCCUUGUACUUUUAAUUGUUACCAAACAUAAAAUAUAGAAUUUUAAAAUCUGGUGACUAAAAAUAACAAUCACUCUCUUAUUAUAAGCUGAUCCGUCGCCGAAUCAAUUACGUGGUCGAGAUCACACAUUCAUGUUCUUUUAUUAUAUUCUUUAAUAACGGAAUUCAUUUCUUUAAUAAUGUUCCAUCUACAAAAACUUCCUCGUUUUCUAUAUGGAAAAUUAGAUGACUUCCUUUUCCGGUUGGAACUUUUACAUAAUAUACUACCCUUUUUUAGUGUCGGCACUUCACUUAUACAUAUACCCCAUAACUUUAGAGUUAUAAUCUAUAGCUAAAAGGAAAAAAAAAGUCCUAAAAUCAUGUGUUCUAAAAUUCAUAUUAUGGGUGUAAAAAAUAUUUUUAAAUGUACGUUGGUGCCAAACUCACACUUACAAAGUUGAUCAGAGUAUAUAAAGAUAGUGACAUAUUUUUAUUGAUAUGUAGUUAAGUACAAUCAUUCAUAAUUUGAAGCUAGCGUUGCUAAUUUUCUCAUAGACGUGUGCGAUAUUGAUAUUUGAUAAUUAAUCCAAUUAUUUUGUUUGUAAGAUAAACGCAAAAACAUAAUUAAAAAAAAAUCAUACAUCAUUCAACACUUUGUUUAAAAGAGAGUAUUUAAUUACACUUUCGUUUUAUGGCUGAAAAAAAACAAAUUUUUCAACCUUCACCUUAAAUAUAGUUUGUAGGGCCUGUUUUAAAAGGCAGUGUGCAUUGGCAAUUCUACAUAGGUUCAUUUACUCAUAAACUCUCCGGUCUUUUUUGCGAAGUCUGCUAAAGACUCUUAGUUCAGGCAGAAAUAUGACCCUAGUCUCUGUUUAGGCGGUUACAGUGUGUCCUGUUUGGUCGACAAACGUGGCUCAGCUCCAAAGAUCCAGAUCCAAAGAGAUAAUUUUGUUAGUUGUUAAAAUAACAGUGAAAUAAAAUAAAAAUGAUAAAGAAAAUUUAACAACCAACAAAAAUUCAAUAACUACAACGGGAUAUUAAAAAGAGCAUAUUCAGCCACGGCAUCAGAAAAAGAAUGAACAAAAGAAAACGGCAAUUUGACAUAACUGUAACUACUUCCAAUGGGUUUUUUGGAGUAUUAUUAAUUACGUCUUUUAAUGGAGUGCUAUCUUUAGAGAAGCCAAAUGUUUAGAGCUCCUGUCUUAUUGCUAAUAUUAAAACAUUGUUUGCACAAUUCAAAUUCAAAAAUUUUCCAUUUAAUGUGCAAAUAAAAUAUAUUUUAUUUCAUAGGUAAAAUCAUAUGACACUUGAAAUAUUAUGUUAUUUUUUUCAUACAGCUCACUAAGAAGGCUGAUUUCCUUAGAGCAAACUGUUCGGAUGUAUUUAUCGUAUAUUACAAAAAGAAAACAUUACAAAAACAAGCGAUAUGCUAGUUCUUUUCGACAAACAAAAUGGGCAAGGCUAUUAUUGUUUUUAGUUGCCAACAUCAUUGCUUACAUUUUUGAUCUCGAAUUACAUUUCCUAGUAUUAUUUGCAAUAAUCGCUCAAAAAUGUUGUAGAUUUAAAUAUAACAUACUACAAUUAUAACUGUACGAAGGUCACACUAAAAGUUUUGUAAAAUGAACGUAAUCAUGUCACCUUUCCUUUUUAAGUAAGUUUGGCUCCACCUCGACUUCUCUCCUCACCUCGUCUAAUUUUAUUAGGAAUGUUUCUUAUUAUUCCCCAUUUAAAUCCUUAAAAAUAAAAUUACUUUUAUUUUGAGAAAUAAAUAAAUGUAGUCGAUUGAUUGCCUUGUCAUGACUAUAAGGAGUGUAAUUCACUCAUUCCAAACCUUACUAUAUCGAUGAUAUAUUUAAAAGUGUUUUGUAUCAGUAUCAUCUUGCAUGAUUGCUGUAAAAUAACUCGUCCGUCCAAAGAACGUCCAUUGUUUUCUAUUGACUUUUAUUGCCUUUCGGCGUUAAUAUAGAGUCGCAUUCUUAAGUUCUUCGGCCACGUCUCCCGGCGCGAGAGUGAGUGCAUUCAGCGCCUUGUCGUUCAGGGCAAAGUGGAGGGCAGCAGAUGGUCGCCCAUGCGAUGGACCACCAAAUUAAGUCUUCUGUGGGCAGGCCAGCAGGAAAAAUUGGCGAAGUCUCGUGGGGCGAAUCACAUCUGCCCCAAAAGAUUUCACUUCGUGAUGACCACGACCGCUCUGUCAAGAGUGUAACGAUGAAGAAGAAGAAUUGACUUUUCUUUUCUUUCCUUGGCAAAUCAUCGAAUGGAAACACCCUUUGGACAGAUUGUUUACUUUUCUAUUCUGAGCGACACUUACCACUAGGGGACCAACUCGUUCGACUCAUCAUUCCUUUAUCCUAUAAUCUUUAAAAUAAAUUACGGGUUGAACUCCGGGAGUGCCGGCAGAAGUGAAAACUGAAUUGCUUUAUUUAUCAGUAUAAAAGUACUAAUGCAAUAUUUAUUUAUUGCGCAUUAACGUACACAAAACUGGCAAUUUAUUUAACAUAAAAAAAUUUAAACUGUAGAACGUAGAAAAAAGUUUAUCUCUCAGAAAAAUCAACUUUCAUCCAUAAUUAACUUUAAAAAUAUUUCACGGCUGAGAUGCGAUCCCUCGACCUCGCGGCGACCUCGGCUUCUCAAUUACAAUGAUUCAACCACUGGUCCAAUGACCAUAUUAUGAUCAUUAAAUUUCAAUGGCAAACUAUAAUUAGUUAGAAGUAUAAAUCUUUCAUCCAGGACUAUAAUUCGUUAGAAGUAUAAUAAUUUCAACGACUGUCUUACGAAUUUUUGAUCAGGCCACGUGUCCAGACGCGAGUUUUACAUUUUAUACCCAUCCCAAGAUUUUCACUUUAAAAACAUGUCCCCAAGAUAGAAGUGAAAACUUCAUUGAGGCGAGGUUAAUGAUACAAAAUACAAGAAUGCUUAACAAACGACUCCCCGUUAGUGGACUUGAGCCGAGAUCAGAGUUGAAAUACGACAAAAUAAAGUGCUCCGCGCCAAAAGAAAAUAUUUUAAUUAGAAGAAUACGAAAAGCUUUUGCUAUCAAAACUUUAACACCAACCUAUUACUGAUUAUUCUAAAGUACUUGUACUGUGUGCCAAAGAGUUCUGUUCGGAAUUAAAAAUAUUUUUAAAUUUUCUUGCUGGCCAAUUCAUAAAACUUUUAGUUUGACCCAAGCACAGAGUUGUUAUUCAAGUAAUCGUUUAUUUCGCAGAUUACGAUUGUUGUAAGCAUAAUAUUAUCAAUGCAUUGAUUGUACUAUUUUUUUUGUAUAUUAUAUUGUUUUUAUUUAUACCUCCUAAUAAAGUAUGAAUAUCAAUAAUAAUACUAUAUGUAUGGUAGUCAGUAUCUUUAACAAAUAAUUGAGUGUAUUUUUUUUUCAGUUGCGAAUCUCCCAUGUUCUAGAAAUUUCUCAGCAACCAACAAGUAGGGUGCUCAUCUCCAAAAGAUGACUGAAAUUAGUAAAACAUCUCGUCAAACCCUAUUGUUUCAACAAGUGCUCGUGCAGUAUUAUAUCUGAAAGUUUCUAUAUCAAAAGAAAGUGCCUAUGAUUCUCGCUUUUCUUUCAUUAUCUACGUUUGUAAAAUCCUUUUUCAUUCAGUUUCCCGAUACUAGCCGAUAGGUUUAAGAUAUUGAUCAAUAAUGUUUGGAAUUUAUAACAACAAAUAAUAUAAUUGAAUGUUAUAAUUAUUGUAUAGUCAACUUUUCGUGUAAAUAUAAUAAGUUAUGUAAAAUG